GCGAAGAGAAGAGAAGCCAAGACCAGAGGAAGAGAAGGCAGAGGGAGCGAGUAAUGGAGUUUUCCGAGAGGAGCACAGAGGCAAGACGAGCCAACAUCAUUUACUUCCUAAAUCGCGACGGCCAGAUCGAACACCCUCAUCUAAUACGCGUCCACCAUGUCUGCCACUCCGGCAUCCACCUUCGCGAUGUCAAGAGAUGGCUGUCGGAAUUGAGGGGAAAAGAGAUGCCGGACUCAUUCGCUUGGUCCUAUCAGAGGCGAUAUAAGAAGGCAUUGGUAUGGCAGGAUUUGAAGGAUGACGAUCUCCUCACUACGAUAUCCGAUUCGGAGUAUGUUCUGUUGGGGUCUCUUCUCCCUGGCGCUGAAUCUAAAUCAGGUCCCUUCCCCUCUCCCGAAAUAAAGACCUUGCCGAAAAAUGAGCAACCGUAUGUGGAAGACGGCUUGUUGCCGGAUGAGGAAGUGGAGGAGAUGGAACAAAGGAAAAUAUCACCGGCGGGAGACGCCGGCCGGCAGAGCUAUCCACGAAAGCCGUCGCACGUGUUCCGUAACUUUCUCACGUGCAAAGCGGUCGACACUGUCGACAGCACCCUGCUCGCCGGCGGCAGGGGUGGAGUCCACGGCGGUUUGACAAAGUCUGCAGGUUCCAUUAGGUCGCCACUGCGACUUCAACAAAACGCCAAUGUCGAUAAUAAUAAGAGGUGA
Molecule: messenger RNA, 701 nt
Organism: Dendrobium catenatum
Lineage: Eukaryota; Viridiplantae; Streptophyta; Magnoliopsida; Asparagales; Orchidaceae
Exons: 4
Coding region: 54-701 (215 amino acids)
Source: RefSeq, a predicted model, not a curated record